AUGGCCAAUGUAUCCCAAGCCCAAAGAACUUUCUGUUGCGGCAAGCAUCAACGUCACAAAGUGACCCAGUAUAAGAAGGUCAAGGAUUCCCUGUACACACAAGGAAAGAGGCGCUAUGGUGGGAAGCAGAGUGGCUACGGUGGGCAGACAAAGCCAAUUUUCAGGAAGAAGGCUAAACCCACAAAGAUCAUGCUGAGGCUUGAAUGUGUUGAGCCUAAUUGUAGGUCCAAGAGGAUGCUGGCCAUUAAAAGAUGCAAGCAUCCUGAACUGGGAGGUGAGAAGAGAAAAAGGGCCAAGUGA
Echinops telfairi (small Madagascar hedgehog) is the source of this 300-nucleotide messenger RNA. RefSeq names its product 60S ribosomal protein L36a-like. The transcript has a single exon. Gene Ontology annotation, molecular function: structural constituent of ribosome. The coding region runs from base 1 to 300 and encodes 99 amino acids. Gene Ontology annotation, cellular component: cytosolic large ribosomal subunit; ribosome. Gene Ontology annotation, biological process: translation. Lineage: Eukaryota; Metazoa; Chordata; Mammalia; Afrosoricida; Tenrecidae. The record is from RefSeq and is a predicted model, not a curated record.